Messenger RNA from Halichondria panicea, 1660 nucleotides. Its product is annotated as U4/U6 small nuclear ribonucleoprotein Prp4-like. Gene Ontology annotation, biological process: mRNA splicing, via spliceosome. Bases 1 to 1542 code for a protein of 513 amino acids. Gene Ontology annotation, molecular function: U4 snRNA binding; U6 snRNA binding; protein binding. Gene Ontology annotation, cellular component: U4/U6 x U5 tri-snRNP complex. NCBI's taxonomy places the organism in Eukaryota, Metazoa, Porifera, Demospongiae, Suberitida, Halichondriidae. The record is from RefSeq and is a predicted model, not a curated record. The transcript has 14 exons.
AUGGAGGAGCCACCAGCAAAGAAAGUCCGGGUCCAUUUCGGGAGCCUGGAAGAGCAAGAGAAGAAGCGACUAGCCGAAGAAGCUGUUACAAAAAGCGAAGAAUCUGAUGCAACCAAUAAAAUAAUUUCAGCAGCCGUACGGGCUGGAAUUGAGGCUGGCAAUAUCAAUAUCGACAUUGCAGAAGAUGAAGCCAUGGAAGUGGCCACCAUGCCUGACACUCGGCAUCACGAGUUGAUCGCUGAGUUUGAGCGAAGGAAGCAGGUGAAGACUAUCGUGGUGCCUACAGACGAUGCCAAGGUCAAGGCCAUUCUACGAGAGUACAGAGAGCCUAUCUGUUUAUUUGGCGAGGGCCCAGCGAACAGACGACUCCGACUGAGAGCCCUGCUCAGUGAGCACGGUGAAGGGGGUGUGAUCAGAGAAGAGCCUCCCCCGCAACCCUCCGCCCCCGAACCAGGCUCCAACAAGGUGUGGUAUCACGAGGGACCAGCAGAGCUGAUGGCUGCACGAUACGCUGUGGCUGAAUACUCAGUGGCAAGGGCUGAGCAGAGACUGAAAGCUGCUCGAGCUGAAGCUAUAAAGCCAGGUCCAGAGAAGGCUGCCAAGAAAAUGGAGCUGCACAAAGGACUUCGAAAAUUGGCCAACUCUUGCAGUCAGAUUGGAGAUGACCGACCUAUUUCUUAUUGUAACUUCUCACCGAACUCAAAACUACUGGCCACAGCUUCAUGGAGUGGUCUCUGUAAGCUGUGGUCUGUACCGGACUGUGAGCUGGUCCGUGUGUUGAGGGGGCAUCAGGAACGAGCAGGGGCUAUUGUAUUUCACCCCCAGGCCACCAUCUCCCUACCCCCCACAGCUCUGGCAAUGGCCUCCUGUGCAGCAGAUGGAUCUGUGUGUCUAUGGAACUUGGAGAGUGAUACCCCCAUGACUGAGCUGGGGGGUCAUCAUGAUCGUGUGUCCAGGCUCUCCUUUCAUCCUUCAGGGAGACUACUAGCCACUGCUUGUUUUGAUAAGUCGUGGAGGCUCUGGGAUUUAGAGUCAAAGACAGAGAUACUUCAUCAGGAAGGACACUCCAGGGCAGUGUUUAAUGUGUGCUUCCAUCCAGAUGGUUCUCUGGCAGGAUCUUGUGGAAUGGAUGCUUUCCCACGACUUUGGGACUUGAGAACUGGCAAGUGUGUCAUGUUAUUAGAGGGUCACCUGCAGAAUGUGUAUGCCAUGGACUUCUCUCCGUCAGGCUAUCACAUAGCAACCGGAGGUGGGGACCAUAUUGUCAACAUCUGGGAUAUUCGCAAAGGAGACAAAAUAUACACCAUACCGUCACACACUAACCUGGUGUCACAUGUCAAGUUUCAAGGUACCUAUGGCCACUAUCUAGUGACCUCCUCGUACGACAACACGGCCAAGGUUUGGGCCCACCCUGGUUGGACACCACUCAAGAGCUUGGCCGGUCACGAGGGAAAGGUCAUGUGUGUGGACACUUCACCAGAUCAAGAGUACUUUGCAACAGCUUCUUACGAUAGAACAUUCAAGUUGUGGGAGAAAGAAUAACAACUUAUCGUUAUCUUUGUAUGUGUUUCUGGUAUUACCCGUUUUCUUUGUUGACUACGAAUCACGGAUAUUCUCUCAUAACUGUUGACAAGAGAAUGAGACUAUUAUUUACACACGA